AUGGACCACGUCCAGCACUUCUCCUCCGGCGUCAUCAUCGCCACUGCGUUCAUCCACUUGCUCGCGCCUGCUUUCGAAGAAUUGAGCUCGCCCCUGCUCGAAGGCACUUUUUGGGCCGCUUACCCUUUCGCGGCUCUCAUUUCGAUGAUCUCAAUGCUUGGCGUAUUCGUCACCGAGCUCAGCUGUCUCAGGCUGGGCAACGCGAUCUUGAACCGGAGUCAGACGACCGACAAAACUAGCAAGCCAGGCGACAAUGACAUGGAGGACGAUUGCGAGUACGGCUGUGGCAUUGCGCACAAUACGCACGAUCUCGAGCCCGCCAGCGAGACGUCGUCCUUGCUGUCCACUCACUCACAGAAAGGUGAUCACAUGACGGCAGAGGAACAUAACACCAAUUUCGCCAAUGUCGUCGGCGCUUUCAUCCUCGAAGCGGGCGUCGUGCUCCACUCGUUUUUCAUCGGCCUCACGCUCGCUGUCACAAGAGACUUUUGGCCGCUCGCCUCGGUCAUCAUCUUUCAUCAGACUUUCGAAGGACUAGGACUAGGCACCCGAUUGUGCUCGUUGCGCAUAAAGAGACGACACAAACUUUUGCCCUAUUGCGCAGCUGUAGGCUAUGCUGCAACUACGCCCUUGGGCAUUGCUGUCGGUCUACUGGCAGCCUCAUCGUAUGAUCCAGAAUCUAAAGAGGCUAGUAUCGUCCAAGGCGUGCUCGACAGUACCUCUGCCGGCAUCCUGCUCUAUUCCGGUGUCGUCAACCUGCUCGUGCACGAUUUCCUGCUCUCUGAUUCGAUGAAGGAAGCUCCAGCAAGUAAGAUCGCGAGGGCACUCGCCACUGUUGGCCUAGGCGUUGCAGCCAUGUCGCUCCUAGGCAUAUGGGCAUAG
This is a messenger RNA of Mixia osmundae IAM 14324, 882 nucleotides long. RefSeq lists its product as uncharacterized. Gene Ontology annotation, cellular component: plasma membrane. NCBI's taxonomy places the organism in Eukaryota, Fungi, Basidiomycota, Mixiomycetes, Mixiales, Mixiaceae. The transcript has 2 exons. Gene Ontology annotation, molecular function: zinc ion transmembrane transporter activity. The record is from RefSeq and is a predicted model, not a curated record. Gene Ontology annotation, biological process: zinc ion transmembrane transport. Bases 1 to 882 code for a protein of 293 amino acids.